Messenger RNA from Diatraea saccharalis (sugarcane borer), 447 nucleotides. The record is from the annotation of a GenBank genome assembly. NCBI's taxonomy places the organism in Eukaryota, Metazoa, Arthropoda, Insecta, Lepidoptera, Crambidae.
AUGGUAAGUAUGAGUCUAUCACUACCUUACUCUAACUUUAGAUUUUUAAAUAAUAAUGAAAUAGAGGAGUUAAACGUUUUAUCCAUAGAUGAUAACGCAGAAAACGGAUAUAUUCUUGAAGUGAACUUGCUUUAUCCUGAACACUUGCAUCAUUAUCAUAAUGAUUUACCAUUCUGUCCUGAAAAAUUCAUUCCACCGGGCGACUAUCAAUUAGAUAUAAUUCCUGACACUAUUGUAACUACAUCGAGGGAAGGUGAUCACUCUUCAUUGAUAAUAUCAGAAGAAGUUAUAGACACAUCUAUGAUACAAAAAUCAGAAGAAUUGCUUGAAAACCAAACACGAGUAAUAUCGCCAGAAGAAGUGAGCACCGAGAUCGUACCUGAUGUAACGACUCAGGUUGUAACAGAUGGAUUGGAUGGAAGUGAUAAUGAACAAAAUUACAUUUAA